Messenger RNA from Rodentolepis nana, 2658 nucleotides. The record is from the annotation of a GenBank genome assembly. NCBI's taxonomy places the organism in Eukaryota, Metazoa, Platyhelminthes, Cestoda, Cyclophyllidea, Hymenolepididae.
AUGGAGGCGUCAGGCGUGAAGCCACGUGCUCCAAAGAUAACUACGAAUCAACUGGAAUACAUUAAAAAAUCUGUCAUUCCACCUCUGUUAAAACACAAACUUUCAUGGCCUUUUGUAAAACCUGUGGAUCACAAAGGUCUAAAUCUUCCCGACUACCCCAAAAUUAUUCGGUGCCCCAUGGAUUUGGGAUCUAUUAAGCAAAGGUUGAAUUUGGCCUAUUAUCGACGAGCGGAGGACUGUCUGCGCGAUUUAUUUUCGAUGUUCCACAAUUGCUACAUCUUUAACAAACCAGGUGAUGAUGUGGUGGAAAUGGCGCAGAAAUUGGAGGAAUUGGCCCGGGAGAAAUUGAAAGCUCUUCCUACUCCCGAGGCUGAGAUUAUCAACCAAAAAUCCAUUACCAGCCGUCCUGCUCCAUCAAAUCUCUCUACCGAUUCUAGUUUAUCUAUGUCUGCGAUGAAUAAUGAGGGAGAUAUGAAUGGUUCUUCCACAUUAGUUCCUGGCCCAACCUCGUCUGCUACUGUCCCAAUUCAAGCUCCUGUAAAUAAAAAACCACCUAAAAGGAAAUCUGAUUCCAUUGAUGAUGUUCCUUCAACUCCUCAUUCAAUUGAUGAAGGUCGUGAGCGACGAGCGAUCAAGCGACCCAAAGUAGAAGAGCGUGUACCAAACAGAAGAGUGCGAUUGAGUGAAUCUUUGAAACAGUGCAGUAAUCUCUUGAAAGAUCUCUGCUCCAACAGGCUUAAGCAUUGCAAUGUAAUUUUCUUAAAGCCAGUUGAUGUGGUUGGAUUGGGUCUUUCUGAUUAUUAUUCCAUUAUUCAACAUCCGAUGGAUCUAAGCACUGUUAGAAGCAAGCUAGAAAAUGGAGAAUAUGCAACGAAGGAUGAUUUUGCUGCGGAUAUCCGCUUGAUGUUUGAUAAUUGCUAUAGAUACAAUGGAGCAGAAAAUGAAAUCGGCGCCAUGGGAAAGGCCCUGGAAAGUGUGUUUGAGGAGGGUUUUGCUAAAAUAUCUGACGAUCCACCCGAAGGAGUCGAGGGGAUGUUUAACCACAUCACCAAAGAGCACCAACGUCUUUUCACUCUUCUUUCUAAGGCCAGUGAGGAUAUGCAAAAAUUGACCACUUCUGUUAACCAUCUGAUGACAAUGAUGAAUGAUCCCUCAGUUAUUCAGAUGCUUAAGUCUGCCAAGAAAGAUCCGGUUAGUGUACAUAAUUCCACUGGUCUGUCCGGUUUUGACGAUCAUCAGACUAACAGAAAACCCAAACCUCCCCAGAAACCAAGGAGAAAACCUCAAAGUAUAGCUUCCUAUCCGAAUGCGGUUGCUGCUGCAAUUCCUGCACCAAAUUCUGCUGCGGGUUUACCCAGUGGUGCUACUACCGCUGCUAUUCCAGUGCCACCGUAUGGAGUUGAUGAGAGCUUCGUUUCUGAUGCCAACGCUCGGCCAAUGACUUACGACGAGAAGCGUCAACUUUCCUUAGAUAUUAACAAACUUCCUGGAGAAAAAUUAGGUCGGGUUGUGCAAAUCAUUCAACAGCGCGAGCCUUCUCAUAGGGAUUGUAAUCCUGAUGAGAUUGAAAUAGACUUUGAGACUCUCCAGCACUCAACUCUACGGGAAUUGGAGCGCUACGUCAAAGCCGUUCUUCAGAAGGCCAAACCUGCUCGUAAGUACAAUAAAAAGAGCAAUUCCGGCAGCGGUGUUGGCGUUUCGACAAAGGAUACCUUGAAAAAGAAAGACGAGCAGCAUAUUGAUCCCCAUUUGGGUCCCAUGGAGAUAGGUGGAAACGAGCCAAACCGCUUGAGUGAUUCGAGCUCAAGCGAUUCCGAAUCGGAUUCUGAAUCCAGUGGCAGCGAAUCGGAUGAUUCUAAGGGGGAUAGUGACGGUGAGGGUGAAAGCCGGUCAGGUAAUGUGAAGCCAGUCGUGAUUGGUGUGUUACAGGGUCAACAGGGGUCCUCCGCAUCCAUGGCUACUACUCCUGUUCAACCUCCUCACGCUCCUUUGAAAUUCACGCCUGGCAAGUCUCUCCCAACUGUCGUAUCUAAUACGUCAGCGACACCGUUGCUACAGCCUUCUAAGCAGGAUUCCUCUGAUACCGAUGAUGAGGACAAUUGUGGUGAAAACGCCUCUGUUCUCCAUCCCGCUUGGGUCACAAAGAAAGAAGAGCUGGGACCUAUUGCUUCUGCUCCUCAGAAAUCUCUUCCACCUGUUGCAUCGGCAAGUCAACUAUCAACUACUGACUCGCAAUCCCCCCAACAGACAAAUCUGCGAACUGUCGGAAGCGCCGGAACCUUCGUGAAUGACGGGGACAAUGCGCGAAAUUUCUUGUCAACGAAUCCAGCAGCUGCGCAAAUUGUGCGUGAGGCCGAACUCCAGUCAAGAUUGUCGACAGUAAUUGCAGAGAAGAUAGCAAUAAAGGAGCGUGAGGAGGCGCUGCGAAAACAGCGAGAACGGGAUGUAGCCGUUGCGGAGUCUAGGCGUAGAGAACAAGAGGCUAAAGUUCUUGAGGCUGUUAAUCGGAAACAAAUGGAUAGGAAAAUACGUCAGGAUAGGGAGAAACGUGCGACAAUGCCACUUGUGCCCCCGCGUUUCAAUAGGAAUGAAUUUACGGAGGAUUUUGAGCGCUCUCUUGACAUCGGACUUCUUGACUUCGUAUUCGGUCCACACUGA